AUAAUCGCCCUGCCCCGUCCCAAGGCUGCUGGUAAUAACGCAGACAGAUGGAUAUCAUGUGGGACACACCAGCAGGUAUUCAUCUCGCCGUGGAACGCAGAAGAGAAAGACAGGGAGCCACUGGCUGUAUUGAUGCUGACAUCACCUCACCACCUCAAAUCAUUUUCCAGUCUUCCUCCCCGGAUCCUGGAUCCCCCGCCCCUGCACCCUGGUUCCUGGCCAUUAAUAAAUCUGUCCGUCUCCCCGUCCCAGCUAUUUGAAGCUGAGGAGCCCCGCACUUUCACAUACACAGACCGCUCGCAGCGUUGCAUCUGUCUGCCACGGCGUGUGCACCACUAAAAGAGAGAGAGAGAGUACGGGCGAGCGAGCCAGCGAGGAGAGGGAGAGAGAACGGGAGAAGGGAGAAGGGAAAAGCGAGCAAUCGAGAGAAAAAGGGGGAAAGAGACGCCGAGUGCAUGAGAGCAAGACAAAGCAAUGAAAUUCAUCGGUGCCGUAUACCUCUUGUUCCUCCUCCCAGCUUUAAGCUUCAACAGCAGCUAUGAGGGGCUGGAAAAGAAGCUGAAGGAGGUUUUCACAGAGAGGACAGGAAUUUUACGACAACUCUCCAAAACAUCAAAAGAGCUGGACAGCAUAAAGGGGAACCUGCAGUCUCUUAAGAAUGAUGAUGCUGUGCCAAAGAAAGAUGUUCAGAGGAUCCUGGAGCUCAGUCACAAGCAAAGGGAUGAGAUGAAGUCACUCCAGGCAGCUCUGCAGAAACAACUGGAUGAUGCAGCUGAACGUGCAGAGAAACAGCAGGCUACCAUAAAGUUCUUAAAGAUGGAGAUGGAAAAGAAGACCAAAAUCAUCAAAGACCUUCAGCAAGAGAAUAAAAGCCUGAAGAACAAACUUCUGUCCGGGAACAAGCUCUGUGACAUACAUGCAGAGGAAUCCAAAAAAAUCCAAUCCCAACUGAAAGAGCUGAGGUAUGGCAAAAAGGAUUUAAUUUUUAAGGGUCAGCAACUGAUGGACUUGGAGAAUAAACUCAAAGUGGCCAAAGAUGAACUGGAGAAGGCAGCGCUGGAUAAGGAGUCACAGCUGAAAGCCCUGAAGGACACCGUGCAUAUUUGCUUCUCGUCUGUCCUUCACAGCCAGACAGGAAGUUUACACAGAUUUCCAGCCACACCAACCAACCUUUUGAGGUACUCUGCCCUGGCCAACAAUUCAAGAGUCACCUUUCAGCAGCCGCAUGCAAAGGACAUCCCGAAAGUUCCCCGGAUCACAACAACAAGUAAAUUGCCUGUGAGCAGUGCGGUAAUGAGGAGAGAGAGCACAGGACCGAAAGACUGCCAGAUGGUGAAGGUGGGAGCAGACUGUUCCUACAAUCAGACCGAGAGUUCAUCUGAGAUGAAAAAGACAUUUGGACACAGUCAAGCGAAGACCCCAGAGCAGAUCGGACAAGGCCAAGCAAGGACAGCAGAGGAAAGUGUGAAAACAGACGGAGACAUAAAAAAGACACAAAUGGACAAACACAACUGAAGGGACAUUGGAAGAAUUGGCAGAUUUUCUGCAUGGUAAAAAUGAUGUCAGAUCUGUUUAGGCCCCUCUUUAUUCACUGAGCUUAUAAGCACACACACACACACACACACAAACACAUACACUGUAGGCAAACACAAAUAACGACAGACACUAAAACAAAAUACUCAGUCUAACACUGCUAAUGUAGAAAAGGAAAUUCCCAACAUUCGAUUUUGAACUUUCUUAAUAAAAACCAACCGCAUAGUAUGGCAUGCAUUAUAGAGUUUUAGAUAUUGAUUUUACAAGGUUACGAUGGUACUGGUUGUUUUUAAUAACUGUUACUUUUUUGUUCUCUAUCUAUUUUGAUUCUAUUUUUCUCCCAAAGUGAGGACACAGUGUUCUUUGAUUUGUGUUGUUUGUAAUUAAAAGCUAUUUCUGGCACCUCAGACCAGAAUUUCAGUGUUAAAGGUCACGCUGGGGGCCAUUUGAGUUCUGUAAAUUUACACGAGGUCAAAUUCUAACUUUUUUCUGAGCAGCUUCUGAAAAUACUGAGCCAUGUCCUGAAUUCAAAAUAGGGCUGCACGAUUUUAGGAAACAAAAAGGAAUUGUGAUAUCAGAUAAAAAGUGAUUGCAUUUUAAAACUUUUUUUUUUUUUUUGCUAAAUAAUAAAUAUAUUAAACUGAGUAAGAAAUAUUACUAUAGUAAUUACUAUAGUGAUAAUUCACUGUAGAAUAAAAAUAAUAAUACAUAUUAUUAAUUAACAUUUUACAGUACAAUUGUAAAAUUACAAUAAUAAUACUUAAAUCUUAUUAUUUUAUUUAUUUUUUACAAACUUCAAAACAUCAAGCUUUUAUUUUGGCAGCACAUGUGUAAGUUAAUUAAAACCCAAUACCACUUCACUCUAAAAACACAUAGUGCACAUAUUUAUUUCAAUCAUCUGCAGUCUUUGCGAUUUGAUAAUCAUACUAAGUCAUGUCGCGAUUUCGGUUUUAUUCCAUUUAAUUGUGCAGCCCUAACUGAAAUAAAAUCAAUCCCAACUCUGCUAAAAUUACGAAAAGGAACUGUUUAACGCAGCUAAAAUGUGAAGGUACGGUUUGUCUCGUGUUGUAGCAAAGAUUAAUUUACUCCUCCUACUUCAUAUUACGAGGCUCAAGUUGGCUGGCCAACUAUCACUGUUGAAUAUUUCGGAGCUUUUGGUGCCAGAAUUAAAGAGAAAAACUCGACUCACAGUGAGUCGUCUCCCUAAGAAUGAUGUGCCAUGCACCGAGUACUUAAUCUACUGCUACAUCUCUCUGUUUCUCUACCUUCUUGUGUCCUUUACAAUAAACCGUGAUUUUCGCUAAAUGUGUGAAGAAUAAAUGGUUAUUUGUGGAGUAAAAAAACCCA
Molecule: messenger RNA, 2880 nt
Organism: Carassius auratus (goldfish)
Lineage: Eukaryota; Metazoa; Chordata; Actinopteri; Cypriniformes; Cyprinidae
Product: leucine zipper protein 2
Exons: 12
Coding region: 475-1515 (346 amino acids)
Source: RefSeq, a predicted model, not a curated record